Messenger RNA from Closterium sp. NIES-65, 2895 nucleotides. The record is from the annotation of a GenBank genome assembly. NCBI's taxonomy places the organism in Eukaryota, Viridiplantae, Streptophyta, Zygnematophyceae, Desmidiales, Closteriaceae.
AUGACGCUACUAGAAGAAUCCGCGAAGUUACGGGACAGAGCGACUGUUACCAUUGCGGCUGAUCGUGCAGGUUGUGGACACGUGGCAUCUGACAUGGCUGACGCGUCAGCUGACGUGACGAGAAAGAAUGCACAGUACGAAAGAGCUAGUAGCGGAGUUCCCCCGAUCGCAUCCGCCAAUUCUUGCGCCGUUAUCGGCGCGGUUUCCGCCUCUGGUUCUUCCGCCAGUGGGGUUUCCGCCAAUAAUGUCUCCGCCAGUAGCACUUCCACCAGCUCCGCCGCGACAACCCCCGAAUUGGUCCCGCGCACCUCCCGCCCAUCCACCCCCUGUUCCCCGCGCCCAUCCAACAUUCACCUCGAUACCCCCCAAAAACCCCCUCGCCCGAUUAGUUUAUCCAUAAGCACGACUUUUUCGGGGGAAAACACCCCAGCGGGGCCGUCGCCCCGCGUUGCUGCCGCCGCGGCUGUGGCUGCCGCUGCUGCUGAGCUGCUUUGGGAAACGCCGCCGAAGCAGACUGCCGGAACAGGUUCGGGGACAGGCUCGGCAGCCACAUUGCAACGGCAAGGCUCGGGAAAGGGCUGGGGAGUGAAUUCGCCCUCAGGAGGGGGGACUGAUGGGGGGGGGAUCAGCGGUGGUUCGGGGCUGCAGCGGCAGCCGUCAGGCUCGGCAUCAGGUUCGGACACGCCGAAGCUGAAGCAGUGGGUGGCGGCCCAUCCCCCUGCGCACGGCUUGGAUAAAUCUGGUAGGAGGCUCGGGCAUCCCUGGGGAUGGAGCGCCUGGUCGUAUCUGUGGAAGGAGGUGGUGGAGAGGGAGUGUGGAACUCAAGAGUGCUCAUCCUCCCUUCUUUCCAUGUCUGCUCCCACUACCCCAUUUCCUCACCGCUGGUCGUUGACGGCUCUGCCUUCUCUUGUCGUGGACGGUUCUGCCUUGUCGUAUCUGUGGAAGGAGGUGGUGGGGCGGGACGGGGCGGCGAGGGAGGGUGGCAAGGGCGCGGACGUGAGGCGAGAGAAGGUCUACAACACCAUGUUUAACGUGCCGUGGCGGUGUGAACUGGUGAGGGGUGUAGGGCGGUGUAAAGCGGUGAGAAUGUUUGAUCUCGUGAGGAAAGGGGAGGAGGAGGGGGGGGAGAAGAGUGCUGACGUGCGGAGAGAGAAGGUUUACAGACCCUCCCGUCUCCCAUGCAUGAUCCCGCACCAACCCUCAGCUGAUCAUCCCGUGCUCUCCUUCCCCGUCCCACACCUCCCGUGCUCUCCUUCCCCGUCCCACACCUCCCGUGCUCUCCUUCCCCGUCCCACACCUCCCGUGCUCUCCUUCCCCGUCCCACACCUCCCGUGCUCUCCUUCCCCGUCCCACACCUCCCGUGCUCUCCUUCCCCGUCCCACACCUCCCGUGCUCUCCUUCCCCGUCCCACACCUCCCGUGCUCUCCUUCCCCGUCCCACACCUCCCCCCAGCUGAUAAUGAUAGGGGCCCGCCCUCCUGAUCAUAAUGGGCUAUCUCGUGUGUCUCGACUCCUUCCUCUCACUCCUCCUCUCAUGCACGCGUUCCCACAACCUUCUUCCACACUCCCAUCCCGUCCUCUCGUUCUCCCCAUCUCCCAUCUACCCCACUCUCAACUAAUAAUCAUGGGUUACCUCGUGUGUCUUGACUCCUUCCUCUCAUGCACGUGCCCACACCUCACUCCCCUUCUCCCAUACCCCUACUCCCAUUUUCCCACACCACUCCCUCAGCUGAUCAUAAUGGGUUACCUCGUGUGUCUCGACUCCUUCCUCUCGCUCCUCGCCGUCCUCCCCAUCCGCCUCUUCCUCCUCUUGCUCCGCCUGCUCCUAGCACCGUGGAGGGGGCGGCUGCAUCUAGUUGUGGACGAUAUAGCUGACGUCGGCAAGGGCGUCAUCAUUGUGUGCGGUGUGCUGGCACUACAGCAGGCUGACGUCAGCCUCAUAUACCACUGGAUCCGCGGGCAGAACAUUCUCAAGCUCGUGGUGAUCUACAAUGUGCUCGAGGUGAUGGACAAGCUGUGCCAGAGCCUGGGGUGCGAAGUGAUGGACAAGCUAUGCCAGAGCCUGGGGUGCGACGUGCUACAGAUGACUCUCAACACCGCGGCUCGUGUGGCCGCUGCCGCUACAGCCGGGUCACCAGCAGCAGGAGCGGCAGGAACAACAGGAGCAGGAGCAGCAGCAGCAGGAGGAGGAGCAGGAGGAGCAGGAACAGCAGCAGCAGGAGGAGGAGCAGGAACAGCAGGGUCAGCAGCGCCUGCUGCUGCAUCGCUGCCAACGGAAACCCUCCGGUUCAUAAUUGAUGAAGCGAUAGCAGUGGCGUGUUUCCUGCUGCACGCACUCGUGCUGCUGACCCAGGCCGUGACACUCAACGUGGCCAUCAACUCGCACAACCACAUCCUGGUCACUCUCCUCGUCUCCAACAACUUUGCUGAGGUUAAGUCGAACGUCUUCAAGCGCUUCAGUCGGGAGAACAUUCACAAGCUCGCUUGCCUAGACACGGUGGAACGGUUUCAUCUUUCGUGUCAUCUGCUCUUCGUGGUGGUUCAGAACGUGGUCAAGGGGCAGGGCACCUCGCUCUCCUUCUUCAUCCGGAAUGUGUGCACGGUGUGGGGCUGUGAGAUGCUGGUAGACAAUCUAAAACACUCCUUUCUCGCUAAGUUCAACGAGAUCAAGCCUGAGACGUACUCCGACUUCCUCCUCUCGCUCUGCAGACAGGUCCUGGAGGACCGCUGUCACCACGUGCAUCGCAGCAUGAGCUUCGUUCCUCUUGGGCCCGCGUGCAAUGUUAUUCGAGUUGCCAGCCCGCUCAUUGCGUUGUUUAUUCCUGCCGGCCACCCUCUGCUCUCCCGAAGCAUCACCCCACUGGUUGUCAUAGAAGCCAAGAUUCAUAAGGACUGA